AGCUGGGUGGAGGGGGAAACGCCGAAGGAGAAGCGGCGGAGGGCGGGAUCCGCCGAGGGAGGAGCGCGGAGCCCGGAGGAGGGCGGAGGAAGGUCUGCCCCGGCGCGGCCACAGACCCGACGGGCUCCCAGGGACUGCCGGCCCGGCCGGAACUGCAGCGGCCGCGCGGGAAUGGGCCGCCCCGCGACCUGACGCCGCCGCUCCGCCGGAGCCAUGGACGGGGACGCCAUCUGCAGCGCGCUGCCUCCCAUCCCCUACCACAAGCUCGCCGACCUGCACUACCUCAGCCGCGGCGCCUCGGGCACCGUGUCGUCGGCACGCCACGCGGACUGGCGCGUGCGGGUGGCCGUGAAGCACCUGCACAUCCACACGCCGCUGCUGGACAGUGAAAGAAAUGAUAUCUUACGAGAAGCUGAAAUACUACAUAAAGCUAGAUUUAGUUACAUUCUUCCAAUUUUGGGAAUUUGCAAUGAGCCUGAAUUUUUGGGCAUAGUUACUGAAUAUAUGCCAAAUGGAUCAUUAAAUGAACUUCUACAUAGAAAAACGGAGUAUCCUGAAGUUGCAUGGCCGUUGAGAUUCCGCAUCCUGCAUGAAAUCGCCCUUGGUGUGAAUUACCUGCACAAUAUGAAUCCCCCUCUCCUUCAUCACGACUUGAAGACUCAGAAUAUCUUGUUGGAUAAUGAAUUUCAUGUCAAGAUUGCAGAUUUUGGUUUAUCAAAAUGGCGCAUGAUGUCGCUCUCUCAAUCACGAAGUAGCAAAUCUGCCCCCGAAGGAGGAACAAUCAUCUAUAUGCCGCCUGAGAACUAUGAACCUGGACAGAAGUCGAGGGCCAGCGUGAAGCACGACAUAUACAGCUAUGCAAUUAUCAUGUGGGAAGUCUUAUCAAGAAAGCAGCCUUUUGAAGAGGUGACCAACCCUUUGCAGAUCAUGUACAGUGUGUCCCAGGGACGUCGGCCUGACACGAGCAAGGAGAGCCUGCCGCUUGAUAUUCCUCAUCGCGGUCUCAUGGUCUCUCUGAUACAGAGCGGCUGGGCACAAAACCCAGAUGAAAGGCCGUCUUUCUUGAAAUGUUUAAUAGAACUUGAACCAGUUCUAAGGACGUUUGAAGACAUAACUUUUCUUGAAGCUGUUAUUCAGUUAAAAAAAACAAAGAUACAGAGUGCCUCCAGUACUAUUCACCUCUGUGAUAAGAAAAAGGAUUUAUCGUUGAACCUUCCUGCAAACCAUCCUCCACAAGAGGAAUCAUGUGGAUCCUCUCUGCUCUCCAGAAACACUGGCUCUCCUGGAACCUCCCGGUCCCUGUCAGCUCCUCAAGACAAAGAUUUUUUGUCUGGACUAUCUGGUGAGUGCUCUACCCUAAUCAAAUGUCCUGUAGGAGGACCUCAGGACUGCUCUUCACUGAAGCUGCAUCACUGCCCUGGGAGCCACAGCUGGGAUGGCACCGUUUCUGCCUCACAAAGGGCAGCCGUCUGUGAGCACAGACCCACCCUGUGCUCUCUGGCUGUAAUAAGUCCACUGCUGGCUGAGAAAAGUGCAGAGCGCCUCCAGCCUGGUAUAGCCCAGCAGUGGAUCCAGAGCAAGAGGGAAGACAUUGUGAGCCAGAUGACUGAGGCCUGCCUUAACCAAUCACUGGAUGCCCUUCUGUCCCGGGACUUGAUCAUGAAGGAGGACUAUGAACUCAUUUGUACCAAACCAACAAGGACCUCAAAAGUCAGACAGUUACUAGACACCAGUGACAUCCAAGGAGAAGAAUUCGCCAGAGUUAUAGUACAGAAGUUGAAAGACAACAAGCAAAUGGGACUCCAGCCUUACCCCGAACUGCCUGUGGUUUCCAGAACACCAGCAUCAAAUUUCCUUCAAAAUAAAAGCUUGUGAGUGAGUGUUUGAGAGGAAAGUCAGUUUACAAAUGGUUAUUUAUAUGUCUGUUACCUGGAUAAUAUUUGUAUAAAUACAUAAGUGUAUUGGACGCUUCACUGAAGGUUUUUUGGAAGAGAUGAGUAUGUCUCCUUCCAUGACAUUGAAGUAUUUUUUUAAAUUAAUAUAAACUUUUGCAUUA
Arvicola amphibius (Eurasian water vole) is the source of this 2056-nucleotide messenger RNA. It is a transcript of the gene Ripk2, whose product is annotated as receptor interacting serine/threonine kinase 2. The transcript has 11 exons. Gene Ontology annotation, molecular function: ATP binding; JUN kinase kinase kinase activity. Gene Ontology annotation, biological process: protein phosphorylation; innate immune response; positive regulation of canonical NF-kappaB signal transduction. Gene Ontology annotation, cellular component: cytoplasm. The coding region runs from base 214 to 1875 and encodes 553 amino acids. Lineage: Eukaryota; Metazoa; Chordata; Mammalia; Rodentia; Cricetidae. The record is from RefSeq and is a predicted model, not a curated record.